This is a messenger RNA of Colletotrichum truncatum, 2352 nucleotides long. RefSeq lists its product as uncharacterized. NCBI's taxonomy places the organism in Eukaryota, Fungi, Ascomycota, Sordariomycetes, Glomerellales, Glomerellaceae. The record is from RefSeq and is a predicted model, not a curated record.
AUGUACAAGAAACCCUCUUUGAACACGGUUGUGUUCCGAACGCCCUCAUGGAGUCGCGUCGAUGGGAGCCCGACGACUGUCGCUAGCCCUGUUGUUCCAUGGAAUCCUCGCGACGAGGUCAUUCGGCGCUUUUCGGAUCCAGCAAAAGAAGAUGAUGUUCAAAAUGCUGGGUCAACUUACGAUAAGGCUGAGACCGCCUACGCGAAAGCCGUCAAGUCGCUGCAAACUCUCCUCAAGGACGAAGGCGCCACCAACAUACUUACGAGUCAAAAUGGCAAACAAGAGCUCUGCGAUGUCGCCAAGCAGGUCCAAGAGGCGAAAGAGACGACUCUGGACCAGAAGAAGAUGCAACGAUUCGUCAGAUCCCUUGAUCACUACCAGGGAGUCUUUGAUAUUCUGUCUCAAGCGGACUUCUCAGGUCUGCCGCUGAUAUGGGGUGGACUGAAGUUUAUACUACUCGUAAAAGACCCGUCUGUUCAUAAUCCUGUAGUUACUUACCGGUUCCAGAUGUCGAAAAACAGCUCCGAAGCCCUCUCUAAAGUAUUCGAAGUGAUCAUCGAUAUCGGUCGGAGUUUGGAAAGAAUCAGGGCGUAUGCUAAAUUGUAUCCUAUACCACGAAUGACGGAGUUCACGACCGAUCUCUACGAGGCUAUUGCAGAGUUCCUGGAAAAAGUUAUCAAAGACUCCAAGAAAAGUUCGAUAAAAAGGGCUAUGACGGACUUUUUGCAGCCAUUCGAUGUCAGAUACGGCGACCUACUAGCCAAGAUGAAGAAAAUUCAAGAAGAAAUCAAAGAGGAUGCUAAUGUCUGCCUGCAUGUCAGACAUGCCAUGACGAGCCAUUCAAUAGCCCGUUAUCAAACGGUCCUCCCGUUGCAGAAGCACCAGAUGUACCAAGGCUUUAAAGCUAUGGCCGAAGAUCCAUCCGCCUCACUUUUCGCUGCCAUUAAAAAGAAUCUCUUCCAAGGAUUUGAGCUCGAGGCGGGGUACCACCAGGAGCUGGAAUCCACGUACAAGACGACAACCUCAAAGGCGUGGGUGGAAUGGUUUAAAAUGGAGCAAAGAUAUGUGCCAUCGGGCUACUCGCACGAGACGAAGGUGAUACAGGCAGAAUGCGACGCCCCGGAUCCUCAGCAUGCCCUGAUCUGGAAGAAGCAACAGCGGACUCUCGCGUCCAACGUCCCUUCUGCCUAUCUUAUCUGGACCCGUGGCAUGACAGCGCAGUCUGCCAUAGCCUCACUUAUUGACCAAAUACUCUUCCAAAAGACCGAGGUGAUGGUCGAAGCCGGUUUGGACUUGGAGCAAUUCAGGGAGGCUAAUAACUCGCCCCGCGCGCUUUGGAACUUUUUCCUAUAUCUAACCACCGUACUCGGUGGUUGCAUGGUAUACAUAACUAUAGGAUCGGUGGGCGAUGAGGAGGCGGCCAUCGUCGGGAAAUUCGUUUCCAUGGCGAAGACUUGGAAGGGACCGGCGAUAAAUGUCACGCUUAUUCACCCGUUCAGCGACGAGUUUGCCAGAACGGACGACGUUAUCAACCUGGACGACAAGUACGACGUGCAUCCGUCACUGACGACCACAGAUGCCAUGCAUCAUGUUCUGGUGUUAGAACUUCAAGAUCGCAAAAAGGUUUCAAAUACCAUUCAGGACCUCCUCUGGGAAACGGUAUGGCGAGAGGUUCGGUAUGCCGUAAUUGGCAUCGCUCUCGCCCAACUAAUAGAGAGCAUUCACCACGCUGCCAAGGCAGUUGCCGAGAAAGCCAAAGACACAAAGAAGGAGACGAGUAAUCAGGAAGAGAACAAGGAAUCAAAGCGACAGAUUACCAAGAAGCCCUUCUCCGACGUGGAUGCUAAGCACUGGGUCGCCGCGAUUUCAAAGUGGACCGGAAAUGAAUGGUCUAUGAACACGUUACGAGAACAGAUCCAGCGACAUAUCGACAUCGUCGACAUCCACCUGCCACCCGAUAUCAAAAGUCGACUGAAGAAGAGGCUUCAGAGGCUCGUGUUCAUGCAAGAGAAAGAACUGGGAUCCCGCCAGUUGACCGAGGCCCAGCGGGCGGCCAUCUGGGAAGACCUGCAAGAUGCCAUUCGGCCAGGAACCAGCGAGAUGUUUUGCAGUCAAAUAGAAACGUUGCUGGCUGCUGUUCUCGAAGAAUACUGGGAGGAAAGUCCUGAAGGGGAGGGCCAAGCAAAGACUCUAUUUGUUUAUCUCGUAAAGACGUAUUUUGGGAAGAGUGGUCGGUGGAAGGAUACCUUUUCUGACGAUAAGGAAUUAGUGGCGGGUGGUAUCACGACAGCGAUUGAGAUCGGGUUCCAGGAUUUGAUAGAGGCUCUAGCCUCGCAGGAAGAUUCGACAUGA